Messenger RNA from Wickerhamiella sorbophila, 1419 nucleotides. RefSeq names its product Epsin-1. The coding region runs from base 1 to 1419 and encodes 472 amino acids. Gene Ontology annotation, biological process: endocytosis; actin filament organization. NCBI's taxonomy places the organism in Eukaryota, Fungi, Ascomycota, Dipodascomycetes, Dipodascales, Trichomonascaceae. The record is from RefSeq and is a predicted model, not a curated record. Gene Ontology annotation, molecular function: clathrin binding; phospholipid binding. Gene Ontology annotation, cellular component: endosome; plasma membrane; clathrin vesicle coat. The transcript has a single exon.
AUGUCGAAACUCGUGCGGUCAAUCAAAAACGUGACGAAUGGCUACAGUUCGUCGCAAGUGAAGGUGCGCAAAAUCACUGCAAACAACGACGAGACCCCGUCUACGGCGGAAAUGCAGGACGUUGCAGAACUAACGUACCAGAACCAUGAGCUGUUUCUUAUUAUGGAUAUGAUCGAUAAACGACUGAACGAUAAGGGGAAAUAUUGGCGCCAUGUUCACAAGUCCUUGAUUCUCUUGGACUACCUAGUGCACUACGGCUCCGACAAUGUUAUCAUUUGGUGCCGUGAAAACCUGUACAUUAUCAAGACUUUGCGUGAGUUUCAGCACACUGAUGAAAAUGGGCGGGACAGUGGUCAUACAAUUCGAUCUCGUGCCAAAGAACUAACAUCUCUUUUGCAAAACACUGAACGGUUGCGCGCGAUUCGCAAUGAGCGCAGAGAACCUCACAGUCGCCGUCGGCGGCGUUACUCUGAUGUUGACAGCGGCAGCAGAUCUCGGCAGAGCACCCCUCGAAAUAGACCAAAUCAAAACGAGGAAAUGGACGAUGAAAUGCGGCGUGCUAUUGAGCUUUCCAAGCAAUCCGCAGCAGAAGAUGACAAGCGCCGGGCCCAGAUGCGUUCAGCAUCCCAGGAAGAUAUUCAACGUGCUAUAGAGAUUUCUCAGGAGAAUGGCCGUGAUCUAUUCAAUGGGAACCUUAUUGAUACGACUCUGGAUCCUUACCCAGUGCAGACUGUCAGUACCGGUUACUUGGCUUACGGUACAACGAGCGAGGCCCCUUAUCAAGACCAAACGCAACUUCAGGCUUACCAUCAAGCUCAGCAGCUUUACCAGCAGCAGCAAGCAGAGCUCCAGAGGCAGUGGAAUGAGCAGCAGACCCACAUCGCGGCCCUUGAACAGCAACUGCAGGCUACCCAGACUGGUUUGCAGCAGUUUGAGCAGCCCCAGUACCAGUCCCAGCAGCCUCAAUACCAGCAGCCCCAGUACCAGCAGCCCUUGGAACCUGUCAAGACUGGGUCCAACAAUCCGUUUGCCUCUUUCAACAUGAACCAAGCUUCAGCUCCUUCACAACCUGUCCAACAGCAGCAGCCAUUGGAACAGCAGUCCACCGGCCGUUCAAUGAGAAGGCAGAGCGCUAUGAUUGCCCAGCAUGCAGAGAAACUGGAGGGUGUUUUAACAGGCCGCGAAACAGCAGCCGACUCCUUUGGCAAUACUGGUUCCCAGCGUAUUCCUGCUCAGCACACUGCCUCUAAAUUUAUCAAUUCAGCAGGUCAUGGUGUCAAUCAAAUGACCUCCAACAACCCCUUUGUUCCUCAGCAGUAUACUGGCAUCGCAACCACUCAAAUGCAACCGGCCUAUACGGGCUAUGGAUUUGGAAAUGCUGAAGCCUCACGUUCAAGUAGCAACUUGAUUGAUUUGUAG